GCGAAUCAGAAAACAGAAGUAAAAAAUGGAAAGGAAUCAGAAGAUCGAGAUGGAGCGGGAGGAGCAGAGGCGAGAAGAAACGAAGAAGAUGGAGCAACAACCGCCGCAAAAUAUUUCUCCGAUGCAACCGUUGACGGAAAGUGCUUACGGCGGAGGAAUGUACGGCGCCGAGGAAGGCCAACAGCAACUCCUGAAGAAGAAACCGGCGAGCGACACGCAGAGCGCCGAUGGACCGGUUGAAGCCGGAAUGAAGCCGAAGCAUGCGCCUCCGCCGUCGUCCGGCGACAGAGAUAUCGACAUCACCGGCCAGUCGUAUUUUCAGUAGUUUGGUAAGGCGGCACGUACGUUUCAAUCGUUGGCUGCUAAUUAUUGCCUUUUGUGUUCGUUUAAUAAUCGGGAGAGGUAUUUCGUAUAUUGUAAUCUGGUUCUUCUCGUUACUCGAUUGCGCGUUUCUUGCGAAUCUCUGAAUGAUUACAACUGAUAUUCGCGAGGAAUUUGGCAGAUAAUUUUAAUCCGAACAAAAUUAGGGCUUACAUGGA
Momordica charantia (bitter melon) is the source of this 539-nucleotide messenger RNA. Its product is annotated as transcription activator-like protein. The record is from RefSeq and is a predicted model, not a curated record. Lineage: Eukaryota; Viridiplantae; Streptophyta; Magnoliopsida; Cucurbitales; Cucurbitaceae.